This is a messenger RNA of Mytilus californianus (California mussel), 3229 nucleotides long. Its product is annotated as vacuolar protein sorting-associated protein 41 homolog. Lineage: Eukaryota; Metazoa; Mollusca; Bivalvia; Mytilida; Mytilidae. Gene Ontology annotation, cellular component: HOPS complex; late endosome. Gene Ontology annotation, biological process: protein targeting to vacuole; endosomal vesicle fusion; macroautophagy. The record is from RefSeq and is a predicted model, not a curated record. The transcript has 27 exons. Gene Ontology annotation, molecular function: protein binding. The coding region runs from base 54 to 2609 and encodes 851 amino acids.
GAUGAAACAGACGCAUCCCCAAAUCAUGUGACUGCGUUUACAGACUGUACAAAAUGGCGUCUGUUGAUGAGUUUGAGACUACAGAGGACAGUACUGAAGAAGAUGAAUCAGAAGAUGAAGAGUCAGACGAAGAAGAAGAACCAAAGUUGAAGUAUGAAAGAAUUAGUAAUGAUUUAGUAGAUAUACUAAAGAAAGACUGUAUAAGCUGUUUAGCUGUGCAUUCAAAGUUUUUAGCUGCAGGAACACACUGGGGCAUGAUAUAUAUUUUAGACCACAUUGGAUGUCAUAUCAGGGAUACAGAAAUUACAGCACAUUCUACAACUGUUAAUCAGAUUAGUAUAGAUGACCAUGGGGAUUAUGUAGCCAGCUGUUCUGAUGAUGGAAAGGUGCUAAUUACUGGUUUUUACACAGCAGAAAACAACCAAUCAUUAAAUUUUGACAGACCAGUGAAAGCUGUUGCCAUGGACCCUUUGUUUUAUAAGCAUGGAAGUGGUAAACAUUUUGUUACAGGAGAUGAUAAGUUGGUACUGAAUGAAAAAGGAGGUUUAUUCAGCAGACAUCGGACAACUGUUCUACAUCAGGGAGAAGGACCAAUUAGAGAAAUUCAGUGGAUUGGAGAUUUCAUAGCUUGGGCAAAUGAUCUGGGUGUGAAGAUAUAUGAUAUGAGCACAAGAUCAAGAAUAACACACAUACCAAGGGAGCAUGCAUAUCGACCAGAGUUGUAUCGAUGUAAUUUGUGUUGGAAAGAUGAAAAGACUUUAUUGAUUGGGUGGGCAGAUAGAGUUAAGGUGUGUGUAAUAAAGGAUAGAGUUCAUGAUGAUGCUAGAAACUUACCCAGUAGAUAUGUGGAAAUUGUUUAUAUGUUUAAAGUGGAUUUUUUUGUAUGUGGAAUUGCUCCUCUUGGUACAGAUCUAGUCAUGCUUACCUAUGACAAACCUUCAGAACAGGGAACCAUUCAGGAUAGUUCCUCCAAACGUCCACAGUUACAGCUAGUAACACCACACAUGGAUGAUUUUGAUGUCAUUUCCAGUGAUGCAUUGUCUCUACGUGGUUAUGAAGAAUAUAAAUGUAAUGAUUAUCAUCUAGAAUGUUUACCUGAAGAAAACUUGUUCUAUAUUGUUAGUCCUAAGGAUAUAAUUGUUUCUAAAUUAAGAGAUGAGGAUGAUCAUGUGACAUGGCUGAUUGAUCAUGAACAGUAUGAGGAGGCAUUGGCUGUGGUACAACAGAAAGAGAACACACUUCAGAAACAUAAUCUACAGUCAUUAGGAAAGGAUUAUUUAGAUUUUCUACUGAGUAAAAGAGAAUUUGAAAAAGCAGCACAGCUUUGUGUGAAGAUCUUAAGCAAGAAUAAAGAUAGCUGGGAAGAACAAGUCUAUAAAUUUGCAAAAAUUAAACAGCUAAAGGCCAUUGCUCCUUAUAUACCAAGAGAAAAUCCAGUAUUAGAUCCAGCUAUCUAUGAGAUGGUUCUGUUAGAAUUCCUUCUGUCUGAUGCAGAGAGAUUUCUGCAAUUGGUGCGGGAUUGGCCAUCACAUCUAUAUAAAGUACAAACAGUUAUAAAUGCCCUGCUGGACAGACUUGAUAGAGAUCGUGGAAAUACAUACUUAAUGCGUGCUCUAGGAGACUUAUAUUCAUAUGAACGUCAGUUUGAUAAAGCACUCAGUAUAUAUUUAAGAUUAAAGCAUAAAGAUGUAUUCCAGUUGAUUCACAAACAUAAUUUAUUUGGUUCAAUAAGUGAUAAAAUUGUACAACUAAUGGAGUUUGAUAAAGAACAAGCUGUCAGUAUGCUGCUAGAUAAUAUGGAUAAAAUACCGAUGGAAAAAGUAGUAAACCAGUUAGAUAAAACACCAGAGUAUCUGUUUAUAUAUUUAGAUAGAAUUUUCCAAAAAGAUCCCCAUCUGGCUGAAAAAUAUCAUGGGAAGCAAGUGAAACUCUAUGCAGAAUAUGCACCAAAGAAGUUACUUCCCUUUCUAAAGAGUAGUACACAUUAUCCCCUCCAGACGGCAUUGGAGGAAUGUGAAAUGAGGAAUCUAAUACCAGAACAAGUAUUCCUAUUAGGUAGAAUGGGAAAUGUGAAGCAGGCAUUAAAACUGAUAACAGAAAAACUUCAAGAUGUCAACAGAGCCAUCGAAUUUUGUAAAGAUCAUAACGAACCAGAAUUAUGGGAAGAUCUCAUACAGAGUAGCUUAGAUAAACCAUUUUUUAUAAAAGUAUUACUACACAACAUAGGAACACACGUAGAUCCCAUUAUACUAAUAGAUAAAAUUCAGGAAGGUAUGGAAAUAGAGGGACUCAGAGACUCACUUGUCAAAAUAUUACAAGAUUAUCAUCUACAGAUAUCAUUAAGGGAAGGCUGUAAGAAGAUAUUAGUAGUUGACAGUUUUAAUUUACUGGACAGAUUAAUAAAGACUCAGAAGAAAGGAAUAGCUGUUAGCAGUGCAUCAAUGUGUAAUGUUUGUCAGCAGAGAAUAGUUGUUCUUGAUAUGAGAUAUGCAAGUGAUGUUAUUGUGUUUCAUUGUAAACAUGCAUUCCAUGAAGAUUGCCUACCAGUUAGGGGUGUGAAUAGCUGUCCUAUAUGCAGUUCACAGAAAAGAGCACCUGCUUUUAAAUAGAAUGAACUAUUGAAGCAUAAUUAACUAGUAUUUAAGUAUAUAAAGCAUUGUUUUAACAUCAAAAUAGCUUGAACAUGAACAUAAAAAUAAAAUGUGUUUUUAUUAGACCAUAUUAUAUACAUAUUUUUGGUAUGAACUCUUGUUCCAUAAAUAUCAGAACAUGAGGCCGAUUUAUUUGCUUACAUGUACAUAAUAUGUUUCUUUUGCAGUCAUUAUAUUGUUAUAAAUAAAUAUCUAAAGGCAAUAAUUUAUUAUAUAUAUUACAGUAGCUAGCCUCCAUUUAAAUCAGUUAUUCUACCAUUUGAGUGUAAUGUUUUGUUACCAACUGAACCAUUAAAUUUGCAAUUUAUAAUGUAAUAUAAAAUUUGUAGCUUUUAGGCUUCAAAGCAUGUCUUUUGUGGCCACUUCAUUAAAAAAUCACAAAAAUUUUAUGUGCUGUAUUUUGUUACAUUGAACCAGUUAUUCAUGUAGAUGAUAUUUGAACUGUUAAUAAAAUUUAUAGAUUAUAAUAUUAUUUAUAUGAUCUCUGUAUUGUUUAUGACGGUUUUGUUUAUAUUCCCAGUUACCAUUCUGCAUAUUCUGUUCAUAUUUUACAAAUAAAAAAAAAACUUUAUGCUUAA